Molecule: messenger RNA, 516 nt
Organism: Komagataella phaffii GS115
Lineage: Eukaryota; Fungi; Ascomycota; Pichiomycetes; Pichiales; Pichiaceae
Exons: 1
Coding region: 1-516 (171 amino acids)
Biological process (GO): positive regulation of cytoplasmic translation
Cellular component (GO): cytoplasm
Molecular function (GO): single-stranded RNA binding; mRNA binding; zinc ion binding
Source: RefSeq, a predicted model, not a curated record
AUGGCUGCUGUAUUUUUCCCAAGAACGUGUUUCAAAUGUGGUGAGGUCGGGCACCUUGCAGAAAACUGCCAACAAGAGCAAAAGCUUUGCUACAACUGUAGAGCCCCAGGACACGAAUCAAAUGACUGUCCAGAGCCAAAGCAAACUUCAUCAAAACAAUGUUACAACUGUAACGAAACCGGUCAUGUUCAAUCCGAGUGUGAACAGCCAAAGAAGGCUGCCAAGUGUUACUCAUGUGGUAAGUUGGGUCAUUUCUCUCGUCACUGCCCAAAUUCCUCUUCCGCUUCCUCUGCAGGCCCUGUGGCCUCUUCUUCCACCAUUUGCUACAAGUGUUCUGGACCUAACCACUUUGCUCGUGACUGUCAAGCUGGCUCUCCAAAAUGUUACGCUUGUGGAAAGCUAGGUCAUAUCUCCAAGGACUGUACCGUCUCCGGAGGUUCUACAAAAGCCUGUUACAACUGUGGUGAACAGGGUCACAUUUCCCGUGACUGCCCUCCAACUGCUGAGGCCAACUAA